GAAAAUUUCAAAGUAGAGUUGGAAAAAAGGCUAAGCUAAUGAGAGAAGCAUCAGUCUUAGAUCUCCAAGAAGAGUUAGAAGUUUCAGAUGUUGGCAUUUCAGGCAUGAAAAAGAAAAGAAUAUCAGGAAGGCCAAAAUGGACUCAGAAAUGAAGAAAAUGGGAAAGAAAUUGCAGAAAACAAAGCCUUUGGAUUUUGGAACUGAUGAACAUGUUAUGGAAACUAAAGGGCCUUCAACUGUAAAUGCAACCUUUUCCGAUCAAGAUAUUGAGCCAGAAGAGUCUGCACCUGGUACUGAAACCUUGGCUGUUCAAGAUAAGAACAGAGCAUUGGCACUGGUUAGAAAGUUGUGGGCUUUGGAGGAAGAUCAUGACAUCCCUGUGGCAAAGGUUGAGGGGGAAAACAUAUGUGACACAGACAUCAGGUCACUGAGACCAGGAAAAUGGCUGACUGAUAUGGUGAUGGACAGUUACAUAACCCUUUUGACAAUUGCUGAAAAUGAUCUUGGAAGAAAGGUCCUCCACUACAUGCAAACAAAGAUGACCAGCAUUAUUGAGGGAAACUAUACCUUUAAAAAUCAAGCUGCUUCCCAGAGGAAUCAGAAAAACAUAGAAGAACUCGAUGCUGAGAUCAUAAUUGGAUCAUAUUACAGAUCUAGUCACUGGACUUUAGUGGUUGUUGAGAUGAAAAAUGGGAAUAUAUACUACUACAACCCCUGUGGUGAAAGAGUUGCUGAAAUGAAAAAGAUUGAGAGAAAUUGGAGGAAAUACAUUCAAACCCUUCAAACAGUAUUCAAUGCAAACCUUCCAACAAGGCAAUGGAGAGUCACAAAUGUUGCCCAUUCACUACAAAAGGACUCAUUCAAUUGUGGAAUGUAUUGUUUGAUAUUUGCUGACAAGCAUUUGAAUAAUAAGUUUGAGGAGUUGAUGCCUAUCACUGUGGAUGAUCUAAACAGCAUGAGGAUUACUGUUGCAGACCAUCUUAUGCUGUAUGAAGUGUAUCUGACAGGUUGUUGUCCAAAGUGUGGCUUUGACAUAGCUGAUGAUGAAUAUAUCAGCUGUUGCAAUUGCCAAAGAUCGUAUCAUUUACGCAGUUACUGUAUUGAGAAGGAAUUAGUUACAGACAAUGCCUCAUCAGAUUUUGAAUGCAGUCUGUGCAAAAUCAAUUGGCCAGUCGAUUUGAAGAGUACCAAGGGUAUUUAUCCAAGGAAUCCUCCAAGAGUGACUACUGAAACAGCACCAAAAGAGAUGCCCUACUGUUCACAAGUACAGGCUGAGAAAGAAUCCCACAAAGGCAAGGAAAAGGAGUUCCUUCUUGUACGGUGAUGCUAAAGGAAGGGUUACCUGUGAUGAGAAGGAAGAAUUGAAUGGUGAAGUAGGAAUGAAAAAUGACAGUGACAAUGAAAAUGUAAUUGGAGAGGAUGAGAGCAAUGCAGUGAAUGUUUCUGGUUUAGAUACUGAC
Molecule: messenger RNA, 1460 nt
Organism: Ostrea edulis (European flat oyster)
Lineage: Eukaryota; Metazoa; Mollusca; Bivalvia; Ostreida; Ostreidae
Exons: 19
Coding region: 137-1324 (395 amino acids)
Biological process (GO): proteolysis
Molecular function (GO): cysteine-type peptidase activity
Source: RefSeq, a predicted model, not a curated record